Messenger RNA from Durusdinium trenchii, 1332 nucleotides. Lineage: Eukaryota; Dinophyceae; Suessiales; Symbiodiniaceae. The record is from the annotation of a GenBank genome assembly.
AUGGCAGCGUCACCAAUACACAAGAACUGGGCGUUUGCACCUUCCGCUGCUUUGUUGGGGUCGUUGGGGCCGAUCAGCCGCUCAAGAGUCUGCGAUUUAGUCAACAAUGAUCCAGACCGCCCACUUCCUGCUCCAUUGCGAGUACAGCAGAGAGGUAUCCAGGGAUGUCAGGAGAUUAUCAAAGGCAUAUUGGAUGGCGUUGCGAGCGACGGCGCCAACAAAAAGAUUUUUGUUGUGGACAUGCUACCGAACAGGUUCAACGAGUGGGGCAGAUCAAUCGCCGAGCUUCAGAAAGAGCAGUUGCGAACCAACCAAGGGCACGAAUACUUUUUCACAGCGUACUACUGCGAUGAAGAAUCAAAGGAAUUGCAGUCUUUGGGUUCGGAGAUUGCAGGAGGCUUCAUGAUCCCAUCUGCUGUUGUUGAUGCCUUCAAGAAUGCUUCGGACACCUCCAAUUUGAAUGCUUUGAAAGAGAAGGUGAACACGUUCAACAAGAAGUACGAGGGUGCGCUAGAGGUCAGGCCGUCGCAAAGCGAGCCUGAGACUACUUCAACCCCGGCUGAGGCUUCGGCGCGAACCUUGUGCACCCCAUCAUUUAAGGACGGUGAUAGACCCAUUGAUAUUGAGCAAACGCGCAUGCCUUCAGAAGUGCUUAGCAUUGAGCAGUUUGAAAGCCGAAUUGAGUUGCUGGCCAAGGGUGCUGCUACUUGCGAUCCAAAGAUUCAAGUUUGUGUCACUCGUGGGCAUGAGAUCUGGCUUCAAAACACUACCGAUACUGAUCGAGAGGUCAAAGCUGGCGAGCUGUUUGGAUUGGGGUUGGCAAAUGCAACAGAGACCCCAAUAGGCCUGGCCCGCUCUGUGGCUGCAAAGGCAAUCCCUUGGAUUGUUGACGACGACCUGCAAAUUUUGGUGAUGUGUGGGUCGAAUGGCAAGCGGCCCAUGUCCUUGGCAGACUUGGUGUGCCACGUUACUCGCACGUCAGGUGUGACAAGCCUAAACCUGGUCGAGCACGAGAUGACGCAAAAGCCAGAGGAGAAUGGCACUGCGCCGGUUUUCCGGUACAAUGCCAAGCCCAAGCCAAAGGUCUCUACGGUGGAACCUUCCGACCCUCCGACGAACACAGAUUUUAUGGCUAUGCGGAGCACUUGGCUGGGUUCUGUCCUGAAGAACAAUUUCACGAAGUUGCCCAAGUCAAAUAUGGCUUCAACAUUGUGGGAGGUAAAGAUUGAAUCUGGGGUGCCAUCCAAAAUCAUGGCGCUGAAGCCUAAAUUUUGGCUUGUAUGCCGCCUCAGCAUUGCAGCCAAGCAUGCUGUCAAGCUGAGUGUGAACUGA